GCAUCCGCUCCUCUGAGAGCAGUGUGACACCAGUGAUGUGUUAACAGAGAUCAGAUGGAUUAGUAUCAUCUCUCUGGAUUCCCGUCAUGAGAAUAUGAUGACUUUCAGAAAGCCUCUCUCUCAUAAACACUUGAGCGGCUACAUGCGCGUCAGGAGCCGCAGGGGAAACUGGCUCGCGGUGGUUCUGCUCCGAGUAUCUCGCCGGGAUCUGUUCUUCUGUCUGACCGCUCUCCUCAUAUUCUGCCUGGGCUCUGUGUUCUAUCAGUUAAACGGAGGAGCACCAAAAGCCGUGCUGGAUGUGGGUUAUUAUCUCGGGAGAUUUGCUGAUGGCCAUGGACCUUUAGCACCCAGAGCUCUACCGUUCCCAAGUCAGGUUGUGUAUAACAGGGUGGGUAAGUGUGGCAGUCGCACUAUAGUUCUGUUGCUGCGCAUGCUGGUGGACAGACAUCGGUUCACUCUCAUCUCCUCUGAUAUUCACAACAAGACCAGACUCACCAAACGUGAACAGGAAAAUCUGAUUAGAAACAUCAGCACAACUCCUCAGCCAUUUAUUUAUACCCGACAUGUGCAUUUUCUCAAUUUUAGCAGGUUCAGAAUGGAUGAGCCCGUGCACAUUAAUAUCAUCAGAGAUCCCAUCAACCGAUUCCUGUCCAACUAUUUCUUCCGGCGCUUCGGCGACUGGAGGGGGAAAGAGAAUCACGUCGUCCGGACCCCUGGGAUGAAAGACGACGAGAGAUACUUAGACAUCAACACAUGCAUCUUGGAAAGCUACCCAGAAUGCUCCAACCCCCGGCUCUUCUACAUUAUCCCAUAUUUCUGUGGGCAGCUUCCUCAGUGCAGAGAGCCGGGUGUGUGGGCGCUGGAGACGGCCAAGCAGAACGUUCUGGAUCAUUAUCUGCUGGUAGGAGUGUUGGAGGAACUUGAGGAUGUGCUGCUUCUGCUGGAGAGACUCCUUCCACACUUCUUCUCUGACGUCUUGAACAUCUACAAAAGUCCAGAAUACAGGAAGCUGGGGAACAUGACGGGCACCGUCCACAAACAGACUCCUAAUCUAGAGGCCCUGCAGGUGCUUUAUGAGCGCAUGGAGUACGAGUACAAAUUCUACAACUUUGUCAAAGCUCAGUUCCACCUCACCAAGAGGAAGAUCGGCCUGAGAUCUGGCCCAAAACCCUCCAGACCUUAUUCUAGUGUGUUUCAGAGGAAAGACCUACAGGAGGAGCUGGAGGAAGAGGACACAGAAGACUCGCUCGAGUGGACUGAACACACCUGAGACAGAUGUCUGCUAGAGUCUAAAAUAAAUGAUCAUUCAGGUCCUACUGAACCAUAAA
Messenger RNA from Sinocyclocheilus grahami, 1328 nucleotides. RefSeq names its product uronyl 2-sulfotransferase-like. Lineage: Eukaryota; Metazoa; Chordata; Actinopteri; Cypriniformes; Cyprinidae. Gene Ontology annotation, cellular component: membrane. Gene Ontology annotation, molecular function: sulfotransferase activity. The coding region runs from base 95 to 1270 and encodes 391 amino acids. The transcript has 8 exons. The record is from RefSeq and is a predicted model, not a curated record.